AUUGCCAAUUUGUUCCAUAUAUGUACAUGCAUAUUUUCUGAAAAUCCAACUUAACCCUUCUUUCUAUUAACCCUUCAAUUACUGUCUGUCUCUGUAUCCAUUCGCAGAACCCUUCGUUCUGUUUUACUGCAACCCAAACGAAGGAGCGGAAAGACAAAACAGCUGCUGUCGAGGAGUGCUAACCGGCGGCGACUCAGCUUCGGAGGGUAGGAAAUUUGCAGGCUGCAGCAAAAACUCUGCUCCGGAGAGCAUUAGCGAGCAGCAAAAACUCUCCGGCAGGGAAGAAAAGCGGGACAAUGACGGCAGCGGCAGUGGCGAGAAACGACGGCGAGUAACGCCGACGAUGAUAAGCGACGACAAAGGUGGUUUUGACCACGAGGAAAGAUGACAACAGAGUUGGCCUGCGAAAAUCUCGCCGGCGACGGACGAUGGGAGAUGCGAGGGUUCUGGUGAAUUUCUUUGGUUUUCGAUUUGUGGUUGAGGGGAAGGAAACAGUGGUUUUCUGAUGAAUGAAUGAAGCCUGAAGGUACUAUUCAGAAUGAAGCCAUGUCGGAAUUGUUGAAUCAAUUCGAAUACAUUCUCGAUUCCGAUCCCCUCAUCAACGAAGUAGGGUUCAUUCACCCUUCGCAAUUUGCGACAUUGGAGAAAGAUCCUGAAGCUGGUAGCUCACGAUCGGAAGCCUCGGAUGCGCUGGAUGGUGGAGAUGGGAGCUUCUGGAUUCGAGAUCACAAACUGGGCAUUUCUUCGGAGGUUGUUCUCCGGUUGUACAAGGCUGCCAGAGAACAAUUCAUGAAUGCAAUUGCAGAAUACAAGAAACUCGGCGACCUAUCUCUUCCUUCUGCUGAAGCUCUAGGAAUUGUGGUUAUGAAAUGCAGCAAAGCACUUGUGUUGUUAAGCCCUGAUUUCGGGGCUGCUUGGAAUUCCAGAAAGUUAAUCGUAUCGAAGAAGACACAAGCGUCAAUGUUCACUGACGAGCUCCGCUUGUCUGCCCUUGUCCUUUCGUAUUCACCCAAGAGCGAGCAAGCAUGGAGCCAUAGGAGGUGGGUGAUCAAGAAUAUGGCCAGAAAUCGUACAACUUUGCAAGAGAUUCUGAGGGAAGAAUCUGACCUGGUGGAGAAGAUAGCAGAGAGAUCAAAGAUGAACUAUCGUGCAUGGAAUCAUCGCUGCUGGUUGGUUUCUUACAUGGAUAGAGAACAGGUGAUACAGGAACUGAAGCAAUCCAAAACGUGGGCUGGGUUACAUGUUGCUGAUCAUUCUUGCUUUCAUUAUCGCAUGCGGCUAAUCAUCAGAAUUUUAGAGGAUUGCUGCCGUAAGCAAGAAGAGGGGUCUUGUGAUUCUUGUGUUGAAGUUUAUCUGAUCUGGCAGGAGGAGCUUGACUGGAAUGAAGAAUUAAUAAAGCGUUAUUUAGGAAGGGAGGCUCUAUGGCUCUACCGUCGCUUUCUCUCCUUAUUAUGGAUAAGGCAUUUCACAAGUGAUGUCAACGACGUGUCUUCCCCACAAAAAAGCCAAUCUAGCAUCCAAGUGAACGUCAGUGUGUUUUUGGAUAAGGAGUUGCUCCUCGUCAAUUCAUGCUCGGAAGGAAGUGAUGAUGAGUUUGAAGAUUUUGAAGAACAAGCAAUUUGUUCAGCAUCUUACAUGUUAUGGUUGACAAAGCAAAUCCCUGAAACCCAGAAGUUAGAACUGAGGGAGAAGAUAGAGAAUGAGCGCCUGGACGCCAUGUUGAAGUUGGUGUCCCUGAGAGGUCCUCCAUUUGGGGCUAUCUAAGAUUAGUGAGUCUAUUUGGCUGCCAUGUACGCUGGAAGUGGAUGGUAUUAAUUUGUUGGACGAAUUGUCAUUGAAUUGAACCGUGUAAAGGUAACAAACUACAGUAACAAAUAACUGAAUAGUUGUCCACUUAAAAAUGAUCAUGAUUUCGCUCGUCUUUGUUUUGUCAAAAGACUCAAAACAUGAAUGGGCGGCGUUGCAGUUACAGAUGGAAGAAUUUAUGUUACCCUGAGUCCCAUUCCUUUUCGCGUGGUAAGUACAAGGCCCAGCCCAGCAAAGCAGAACAUGAGUCGAACACUGCAGUUUUGGGGGAUGACGGGAAGGGUAUGUGCUUCAGCAAUGUUCCCAUGCUCAAUCUCUUCUUCGACCUUUCAUACGUACGUACGGGCACGGCUGUAUUUAUUGAGAGAGUUACAAUUUACAAACGAACGCAAAGCUCUCUGACAGGCUGACAGACAACGUA
Linum tenue is the source of this 2227-nucleotide messenger RNA. Lineage: Eukaryota; Viridiplantae; Streptophyta; Magnoliopsida; Malpighiales; Linaceae. The record is from the annotation of a GenBank genome assembly.